Messenger RNA from Racocetra persica, 318 nucleotides. The record is from the annotation of a GenBank genome assembly. Lineage: Eukaryota; Fungi; Glomeromycota; Glomeromycetes; Diversisporales; Gigasporaceae.
UUGUUUUCAGAGUUUGUGGGUCUUCCUAAUCUUCACGCCUGUUAUCAUUUACCUCGACAUGCAUGUACAUUUGGAACCCUUGUGAACACUGAGGUUGGAAUCAAAGAGAUGAUUCACCGCAUUUUUAAAAAUAUGGUUUUGCGAACCAAUCGCAAGAAUGUUGAAUUUGAGUUAUUAAAACAUUACACGACUCUUCAGUCUAUUCGGCAUUUAAUAGACGGUGGGCUUGACCCUCGAUAUUCACGAUCUAAUAACGAUUUUGUUAACAUGCUUCAAGACUCUAAGCAUUUAUUCAGGAAUUGGUUUAUUACAGAAAAU